UUAAAUGGAAAUGUUUGGCGGUAUGGUGGUACUGUCUUUCUUUUUGGAGUUACUUUUUUGGUUGUUGAAAUGUUUGGUAGGUACCUAAAUUUCAAUAACUGGUGGUAAUGGUGGUCAACUAGUCUGCUUUUGGUGGAGAGGAUGGCGGUGGCUAGAAUGUGAAGGCAUUGUGGUAUUGGUGCUGUUGAAAUGGCAUGAGAUGUUGAUAUGCAAUGUCUUGGCUUGGUGGUGGUAAUCUUGUGGUGGCAUGUUGUUGUAAAGGAUCUAAAAUAUGCCGAUUCUGAUGAAUGGGCAAAGGUUGAUGGCAAUUCUGCCACAAUUGGUAUAACAGAUCAUGCUCAAGACCAUUUAGGCGAUGUUGUGUAUGUUGAAUUGCCAGAAGUAGGGGUCAGUGUAUCACAAGGUGGCAGUUUUGGUGCGGUUGAAAGUGUCAAGGCUACUAGUGAUGUUGACUCUCCUGUUUCUGGUUAACUCAAGCCCAUAUGAAAAUGGAUGGAUUAUAAAGGUGAGAUGAAUGAUGCUGGUGAAUUGAAGACCUUGAUGGAUGCGGAUCAGUACUCCAAGUUCUGUGAAGAAGAGGACUCCUUGCACUAAUUGGACCAACCUGGUCACGUUGGAACAGGUUAUGUCGUGCAUAGAGCAAUGUUGCUUCUGGAAAACCGAAAAUACAUUUUUAUCUGUAUGUGUUUCAUCGAACUAUGUAUUUCCAUGCCUCUUUUACUUUUUGAUGGGGUGGAAUUUGUUCAAAUAGUUUUUUCUUUAGAUUACGGACAAUCAAUUGAGGUUGGCAAACGAUUUAGCCAUUUGCAGCAAAUUUGAAAUUGAUAAAGCUUUUG
This is a messenger RNA of Mangifera indica (mango), 836 nucleotides long. Its product is annotated as glycine cleavage system H protein 2, mitochondrial-like. The record is from RefSeq and is a predicted model, not a curated record. Gene Ontology annotation, biological process: glycine decarboxylation via glycine cleavage system; protein lipoylation. The transcript is spliced from 3 exons. Gene Ontology annotation, cellular component: glycine cleavage complex; mitochondrion; cytoplasm. Lineage: Eukaryota; Viridiplantae; Streptophyta; Magnoliopsida; Sapindales; Anacardiaceae. Bases 208 to 471 code for a protein of 87 amino acids.